AAAAAAAAAAAAAUUUACUCCUUAUAAUUUUUCAUCCUUUCUUCUUUCUGGACACCAAGACAUAAUUCAAGAUAACAUCCGGACAUAGAAGGAAAUCAAGAACAGCUGCAUCAAUCUAGGAAAGGACGCAGGAAUUUCCAAAGUCUUGUGGUUGAUGACAGCCCUUGCCUCAACACCAUAGAGAGGAAGCUUUAAUAUAUCUUUUCUUCAUGGAGGUUGGGUUGCGGGUACUUCUUUGUCCAAUUGGCUCUAACGUCGUUCUUCGAACAGCAUGUUGUUCAGUUGGUGUUAUCUUACCUGUUUAUUCUACAUUUAAAGCAAUUGAACAAAGGGAUCAAGAUCAACAACAAAAAUGGCUCAUGUACUGGGCAGCUUAUGGAUCUUUUAGUUUAGUCGAAUUGUUCACAGACAAACUUCUUCACUGGUUUCCUUUAUACUAUCAUGUGAAGUUUGCGUUUCUUGUUUGGCUUCAACUUCCAUGUAUUGAUGGUGCAAAGACGUUGUAUAUGAACCAUCUUCGUCCAUUCCUUUCGAAGCAUCAAGCUAGGCUUGACCAAAUAAUUUGGUUUUUAUAUGGUGAAAUGUCUAGGUUCGUCAGUCUCCAUCAAGAAGAAUUCCAGUUUGUGAAGACAAUGCUGAUGAAGAUAUGGGUGCCUAGUACCAAUUCCAUUCAGCCAGGACAAGGGCAAGCAAGUGGUGCGAUUGAAGCAGGGGCAAGUAGGGAGGAAAAUUCCGAAUCUGAUAAUGAUUAAGUAUGAGUCUCUAAUUAAGAAUCAAUCAAAGCCAUAGGUGCAGUUUCUGGGUUGAGUGAAGACUUGCGUUUUCUGAAUGCCUUUCUAAUAUCUUUUACUCCGUAUCUUUUUAGUUUGUCAGAAAACUAGUUUUUUGGCCAUGUAAGCUUCCUUUCACUACAAUAAAGAAAGCAAUGUGAAUAAUUGAUUUUAUUCCUCUGGAUGUCUUAUGGAAAUGCUUGUGAAGUAGAUAUUUUGAGCACUGAUCUUUCGUUUUAAGCUAUUUGGAUGUAAACCAG
Messenger RNA from Cuscuta europaea, 1030 nucleotides. The record is from the annotation of a GenBank genome assembly. NCBI's taxonomy places the organism in Eukaryota, Viridiplantae, Streptophyta, Magnoliopsida, Solanales, Convolvulaceae.